UCGACGUCCACGUCGAGUCCGCCUCGUAAAUCCGCGAGCACGGGAUGUGUCCAGGGACCCGGGAGCUGGAGGACAGGCCGGCGAACGGCCGGUAAAAUGUCCGGGCUCUCGUAGACGGUCCAGAAGAAUGGGCGAGAUCCGGCCGGGUUACAUAAGAAGAAGAAAGGAGUGAGAUGCCCCGGUGAGGUAACGUCGUCGUCGAGCACCCUCCGAUCCUGGGGAUGCUGGAAGCGAGCGGCGGGACGCGCGGCGCCUGUUGGUGAUCUCGGGACGAGUGGACCGAGGGGACUCGAUACACGCACGCAGGACACGUAUCUCUGCUAUCUAGGAGCCCGUCCACGGAAUCGGAAACGGGAGCAAUCGAAGCACCGCAAAGUCCAGAAUCUAGUUCAUUGGUCGCCGGGAGGGAGAACCUGGACCUCGUGGUGACGUAGGGGACUGAAUGAUUAGCGGUGUUGGCGGAAACCUCUUAACUUAAUCCAGCUGCGUGUGCCGCCGCGGCACGACACACCGUGUCUCGAUCCUUUUCUAUAAAUGGUGACCUAGAAGAGUUCGCCCGGCUAGAGAGGGGUGGUCGGACGCGUUUAGAGAAUGCCGGACAGUGGGCCAGGUCGAGGUUGGCCAUGUUCAGCGGGCAGGAGGACGGGGGACUAUCGGUUCCAGGUGAAACGAGAGUAGUAGUAGCCGGACGAGGACCGGGGCGGCCGGGAAAGGGUGGCGACGAAGGGAGCAACACCUAGGCGAGAGACCAUGCGAAACUCCUUCGACCGAGUUCGGGGAAUCGAAUAUCGUUUGCGCCGGUGCUGGUGCCGGGAGAUUAAAGAGAGACUGUUACGAGAGGAAAGGGAGGAGGUGGAGCGGCACGCCGAGAGGGGCGGAGGAGGGUGGUGGUGUGUGCCGAGGUAUUGACGGGACGCGAAGCGAAGGGCCUCUUUCUUCAUGGAGUGUUCUCGACCCUGUCCCAAUUUCCAGCUGGAGGCUUAAGUAGGGGCGGCAACGAUGCACGAUGUGUCACGGAUUAACGAGCCUCCGCGCAGAACGAGCCACCCCCGAGAACCAGACACCACGUACAGCGUCGCCGAGGGAAAUAGUAGAAUCGGGAAUAGUCGUUGAGCCGGGGAACGGGGAGGGGGAUUAAAUGGUCGGGGCUGCUGGCAGAGCGACGAUGGGGUUGCUCUGAAGAAUGUGGAGGUGCAUAAACUUUCGUAGCAUAGACAGAAUGUUCAAGAGCAGGAUCUUCCAGGGCGACCUCAGCCCUGUCGCGAUCCCAGGCAGCCUGCAACAGUCCAGCCAGCAGGGUCAGCAGGGUGAACAGGAAUUGGCGUCAAAAAUGCUACACAUUCAGAGCAAAAGAUUCUAUAUCGAUGUAAAGCAGAACAGACGUGGGAGGUUUAUCAAAGUAGCAGAGAUUGCUGUGGAUGGAAGGAGAAGCCAAAUUUACUUGGCGCUCAGUACAGCGUCAGAAUUUCGGAACUAUCUUUCGUCGUUUAGUGAUUUUUAUGCAUCCUUAGGUCCACAAAACACUGAGAACGUACCAGAUGAUGGCAAAUUGAAGUCGGAAGUGAUGACAAAGGAUAACAGGCGGUAUUAUUUGGACCUUAAGGAAAAUGCCCGUGGCCGAUUCUUACGGGUAUCACAAACAAUCACACGAGGAGGACAGAGGACGCAAAUCGCGAUACCAGCACAGGGUAUGAUUGAAUUCCGUGACUCGUUGACGGAUCUCCUCGAGGAGUAUGGUACAGAUGAUGGUGGUUUCAAGAUAGACUUACCAGAUGGACGGUAUAUGCGUGUGGAUAGCAAGAAUUUCUAUUUUGAUAUCGGCCAGAAUAACCGUGGGAUCUACAUGAGAAUUUCCGAGGUGAAGACGCACUUUAGAACAGCAAUCACCGUACCAGAGAAAUCCUGGGCGAAUUUUCGCGAUAUAUUUGCUGAUUAUUGUGAAAGAAUGAGGGAACGAGGUGUCGGCAACAAUGUCGGUAUGAACAGCGGUGGCGGAGGAAACGCUUUGCCCGAGGGGAGGGGCUCGGUGGUGACACAGGUACCAUCACCAUCGACCUCACAACAGCCUAACCCCAAUCCAAAUUUAGACUCUCCCUUAAUGAAGUGAAAAAGGCUUUAACUUAAACUCGAACAUUUGGAAUUAUAACCGUAACUCGUUUUCAAGUCAUUAAGCGAACUAAAGGAACUUGUCAGAGUCAAAUGCCAUCGUCAUCGCCAUUUUCAUCGACAUCGACAUCAUCGUCAUCGUCAUUCUCACCGUCACCGUCACCAUCACCGUCACCGUCACCGUCACCGUCAUCGUUAUCGCCACCGUCACUAUCGCCGUCACUCAUCGUCAAGUAACAAAAAAGAUAACAACACCAAAUCUCGUCUGGAAUGGUUAUAUAUUUAUAUAUAUAUGAACACGUACCCUCACACACACAUAUGUAUAUAUAUAUAUACAUACAUAUAUAAAUAUAUAUGUAUGUAUGUAUGUAUUGUAUGUGGGUGUGUCGCGGAUGGUCGCCAACCAAUGUCAGCUGAUUCGUUGAUGUUUGAUAACAGAGAGAUCCGUGAUCAUACAGAUAUGCUGAAGGGGAUGCGCGACCUUGAUCGUCUGUCGAAUGAUCUAUAUAUCGCCACGCAUGUCGAGGUGUUUAAAAACGAUGAAGGAUAGUGGAAGGAGGAGGCUAGAUGAUGAUGCGCGUCCACGCGCGCCUGCGUGCGUGCGUGCGUGCAUGUGUGUGUAUGUCUGUAUGUGAGUGCGCGAAAAGAAGCGGAGUAUGCCGCUCGUGCGAUUAUACAGAGAAAAAUGAAAAACUAGAGAAAAUACGCAACGACGGGGAUCGAGGAUAUAGAGCUCUAAUCGCGCGAUGUCCUUAGGUGAAUACGAGUUGCCAUUGAUUAACGUUAUGAGUACUACCGUUCAUUUCCUGGCUGUAUUAAAUGCAUUUCUGUGGCUGCGCGUCAAAUUCAGUUUAAAGGUGUCUAUCCUCUUCAUUUUACGUUUCGCCGAUUCCGUACGCUUUCAACGACAGAGAAAAAAAAAUCAAGAACCCGGUUUUCGAUGCACGGGAGUCACCAAACGUUCGAUGAUAAACGAGUCAAAAAAAAAGAAAGAAAGAAAAAAGGAAAAAGUGAGUUCUCUAGUGGGAAAUGGACUGUAGUGGAUUAUCACGUUACAAUUGAAUUUGAUCGUUCAGAAUUUAUGAAUAAAUGAAUUGUUAUAUUAGCGAUUAUAUCGCGGGGAGAAUGGAUAGAGCGUGGUGUGGGUGGUCGCGUUAGACAAAGGCCCGUUGAUCGUGGAAAGCGGUGUCAUAGUACGAUAUGCGCCAACUUUGCCCUGGAGAUUACAUGGGUGUACCGCAGCUGCUUGAAUCGAAUAUUUCGGCUGAUCGACGUGUCCUGAUCUUUGUCGCUUUUGCAGCUUCGCGUGAAUUCAUCCCGUUUUACAUUCUUCGAUUUCUGCCUGAUGCACGAAACGCGCCGUCGUUAACACCUAUUUAGACUAGCGCGCCUGGGGCUUAAGUUCGCGCAAAAAUACGGAGAACGGUGUUCACUCGCUCGCUACGUGAGAACGUUCUCGAUAGAAUAUCACGAUUUCGACCGCGAACGCCGCACACACUCGUUUACAAAAAAAAAAAAAAACUGAACGACGUCUCUAUUAAAAUAAUUAUGAAAUAAUAUAUAACAUAGGUGAGAAAAGGAAAAAAGAAAUGCUAGGCGAAUACAAGUCCCUAUAAUAUGUAUAUUAUACAAAGUUAAUUCUGUUAUGUUUUGUUUCAUCGAUUCGCGUCGGGGAAAUGUGCGCGCAUGCAGACGUGGAUGCAUGGUGGUCCGGAAUAAUUAACAGAGUGACGCCACUUACAGAAUGCAAUACGCGAGUCAUAUAAAUAUGUAUAAAUGCAAAACGAACACGUACAUAUAAACACACACGUGCGCAACAACUUUAGACCAAUGUACACAUACACGCGUAUACAGAGACACACGAACGCUUGGAGAACCGUGACACUAUAUAGAAAUCAAACGAGAUUAGUCUUACAUGUAUACAUACACACGCGAGUACACACAUGCGUAAAACACACACAUACACACACAUACACAGGGCAAACACACACGAGAUAAAUAAUUCCAUCGCAUGAAAGAUGAACGGUACAAGAGACGGUGUGCACGCGUACGUAAUUACGUUACGUUUGAGUGACGACCGAGUUAUAACACAAUUGCAUAUUAGGUAUGUAUUAUACGAAUGCAUAUUAGGUAUUUAUAUAGAAUCUAUAUAACUGUAUAAUUGUAACGAAAUGCCAAUGUCCGUGGACCCAAGCAACUGUAAUACUCGAACCGGUCAGCACGCUGUCAAUCGAAUUGAGUGGUGUUACCGUUCCCAUAGCAGUCGCUUAGGUCCAACUCCCUGGACGAAAGGAAGAUAAAGAUAAACGAGACAAAACGAACGGGGAAAAGAAAAGGAAGCAAAUAAUUAAUAUUCAAAACGAACGACCGAGUCGGAGGAGAAUUAACCCGCAGUCGUGUGGUGCGUUGAUUUCUCAAUGGAAAAGGAAAAUCUUAAUACGCUUUGAUUCUGCAACGCUGUGCUAAUAUCAACAAUGAUAAAAAUGAUUGAAAAAAAGUAAAAAGAAUGAAAGAAGAUGAUGAUGAUAAGUCUAUUCGUUCAUCGCGUGCGUGGUUCCCCUUGAAACCUUGGGGGCAAACACGGCGGACCGAACAAAUUAAUCCGUGAGGUAUAAUUUCGCGCUGGUGCGGAAUAAAAAUAUUAAUCGAGCAGUGAGCGGCAUAGAUGCAUGAAACGCAUAAAGUGCUAUUUAAUUAAAUGAAAAAAAGAUAAGAUAAAAUAAAGUGAAGAAGAAAGAGAUGAGGGGGUCGCGCGCGGUUCGUGCGUUAUCGGGCGCGCACCCUUUAACACGUUUGAAGAGAUGAGUAAAAUUUUAUUUAUUUUUUAGCAAUGAACCUAUUAUCUAUUUCGAUAAGAUAUUUCUUUGAUUGCAUUUCCUUCUAAAUCGACAAUUUCGGCUGGUCUGAAUUUACUUAGCACGUAGGUUUUGAUGAAUAGAAAUGAAAUAUAAAUCACAAUAACAAAUUUUCGAAUACGCACGAGUGGGUGAACUAUCGAGACACGAAAGAUCCCCGAUCCUCUUCGAUUUAAGAGUAGUUUGAUCCUUAUAUAUAUAUAUUUGCAUAUAUAUCUAUAUACAUAUUAUAAUCCUUCUUCUUUUUUGUUGUUAACUCUCCUUUAAUUGUAUUUCGUGAUUCUGUUUUCUUUUUUAAUGCUCCGAACGUGAUUACGUCGAGAUGAAACAUAACCGAAUGAUGGCAGGAAAUCUAGGAAGAGAGAGAGAGAGAAAGAGCUAACUGUGUCCCUCAAAUCAAAUAUUUACUUUCCACGCUCGUGAUGUUUUUUAACCGCCUAUACCUGUGUUUACGUGCGAAUCAUCAAACUUUCAUUGAGUUCAAGGGGGUCGGUGAACCCGGAUCUGUGCACAAGCAUUAAUGUCUGAACCGACCGUUCUUGAUGGAAACGUCAAAAUGGAAAGGCAUAAAAUAGAGAAAGAAAGAGAUCGACGGAAGGAAAGAGUUGGAGAGAGAAAAUCGUUCACUGGCGCAGAUGGUAUGACAUUGUGAUCUAUACAAAUUACAAAGCAUCAACAAGUAGUAUAUAUGUAAGAUAUAAAAAGAAAUACACACACGUACACCUAUGGUGAUCUAGACACCACCAUUGUCUACCUAUGUACGCGACUACGUGUAUAAACACAUACAGACAAACAAACAAACAAACAAAAACAAUUAAGAAACACAAAUACACGUUAUUAAAAAGUGAGGACGACUACAGCGUACCUAACUGAAUGAAUAAAAAGAAAAACUACGGAAAAUGGAAAAAACAAAGAAACACAGAGAGACAGAUAUAAGGAAACAAAUGAAAAAAAAAAUCGUCUGACACGUAAGAGUAAGCAAAGUAAUAUAAAGAAACAAAAAAAAGAAGAUGAUGAUGAAAGGAAAAGAUGAAACACGACGCUCCUGCCACGCAGCGAGUCCUUAGACAGCUUUAAGAUAAUAAUUAUAAAAUGAUAAAUAAUAAUUAUUAUUAAAUAAUAACGAUAAACUUUCUAUAUGUUGAAUCGUGUCUAGUGAGAGAAAAGUACUAUUGAAGUAAAACGACAAAAAAAAUUUACUAUCGCCACACAUGGAUUAACACACAGUUUAUAUUGAAUCAUUAGUUGUCUAUCGAAUGUUCUUUUUUUUCAUAUAGCGGAGAAGGUGAUUGUUAGAGAAUAGCUUGGUGUUUCGUUUGCUGUUUUACAAACGUUGUAACGGUUGGCAAAUUCGGCGAGCCUUUUUUGCUGGGAUGUGUCGACGGUGGUCAAAGAGAAACAAAAAAAAAAAAGUUGAAAAGGGUAGCCGAAGUCCACGCCUGCGUUUAUAUUUGGUGGGGCUUGACCACUACUGUUAUCAUUAUCACUGCUAUUAUCACGCAGGGUUUCCAUGCUGGGGUCUCGCGUUUUGCAAGCCGCGCUCGCGUUAGAAACCAAUAAUGUGUCCUGUUACUAAUUAUACAAUAAUCGGUUCGCUCUUGCGGGAGGUGGAGAGAAUAAAAAAAAAAGUGAGAAAGCGUGUGAGUGAGAGUGCGAGAGAUAGAGAGAAAGAAAGUAAGAAAGUAUGCGUGUAUGUAUGUUACCUUUCAUUAAAUUCUAUAACUUCACGCUAGUGUUAGCCACUCAUCUGUGGCGAAACGUUUAGACUUAACGAAGAAAAGAAAUGAAACUUAAACCUUAAUCGCGUCAAACUUCUAACUAGCAAUUAAGCUGUUUAUUAGCGGCUCGCGAUAAAGAGAUUAAAAGACCGCGGCAUGAAAAUCCUGCGUUCGCUGCGAUUAUGCUUAUUAUCAUUAUUAUUAUUACGAUUAUAUUGUCAUUAUACUUAUCAUUACGAUUAUUCUCCUUAUUAUUAUUAUUAUUAUUAUUAUUACUAUUAUUAUUAUUAUUAUUAUUAUUACUAUUAGUACCAUUUAUUACAAAGAACAUCAGCAGGUGUGUCCUAAAUCACUGAUCAAUAGGACCGGCCUCGAGCGGGCUGAUUUUUGAUUUUGUCGAUUUUUUCUUUUUUUCUAUUCUCAUGCUCAUUUACAUUUUUUUUUCAUUUUUACUCUUGAAUACGCUUCUUGCAACGAUCGACUCUCUUUCCCCGUUUUUUCAAACGUAUAGCGCUUUAGAAACUGAUAGAGCAUUUUUCUCUCCUUUUUGAUCGUGUUCUUCACUCAGUCACCCCACCGUCCCUAUUUCACCAACACCUAUUUUCCCCUAACUCGGUUUCAUACCCGUCUUCUAUAUCGGCCCACUGAGGUCUGGCGUACAGUCGGUGUAUAGAAAAAUGAAAAAAACAAAUGUGUACAUAUAUAUGCGCGAACGCAGAACGCUGUGCGAGGAAAACGGCAAGAAACAGAACAGAAGAAAAACAGAAAAAGAAAGAAACGAAACAGGAGACAGACAGGGCAGGAUUCAAAUUUUAGAUGACAAUUAAAUGAACCGGAACAUCGCCAACACGGAAUCUAGAUCGACGGACGCGUUUAGAUUAGGUUCGCAAUCGUCACGAAUCGCCCAACACAACUCCACCCCCCACCCCCCACCGGACCCACUUGUGAAACAUCCCUUUUUUUAAAAACCGAAGCAGGAAAAAGAAAAAUGAAACAAAAGGGAAAUCACCCUCAAAGCGUGGCGUUUUCUUUUCUUCCUCUUUAUAGCGUGCUCUCGUGUGUGUGCAUGCGUGCGUGUAUAGAGAUAAUCGACGGAGCGAGCUAUAUUUCUUCGUGAACGGAAGAAACAAGAAAAUAAUCGUGAAUACGGGAACCGAUUACGGGAAUGAUGCACCGUCGAAGGCAUUUUUUCAAACGAUCUUUAUCACUUUCUUUUCCUUUUAUAAUUAAACUAUUAUAUAUAUAUCUCGA
Messenger RNA from Megalopta genalis, 7930 nucleotides. The record is from RefSeq and is a predicted model, not a curated record. NCBI's taxonomy places the organism in Eukaryota, Metazoa, Arthropoda, Insecta, Hymenoptera, Halictidae.